UGGAGUGAGAGAGAGACAGGUUAGAAAGGGAGUUGAGAUAUUUUGCGGGUAUAUUGCACACGUGUUGCAUUUGGUGAUAGAAACUGCCAGUUAAAAAAAAAUUACCUUCGCGUGUCACGUAAAUGGAAAUAUAUACAAGUGAAUAAUGACUAAAAGAAUUGGUUUAGCACUAAAAGCGUCAGUUGUUGUUGGCACUAGUUUGACUAGUUGGUAUGCGGGUCAGUAUUAUGAACGUUGUCAACAACUGAAAGAUGAAAAAAACAAUGAGCACAGAUUUUUUAACUUCAAACGAAUGCCCGGUUUGCCAAUUUUUGGCACUGUUUCGGCAGCAACACCCGUUGUUCCAACUGACAAUCAAGUUGACAUGGGCAACAAACUUACACCAGCAACUUCAAGAGUUUCACAAAUUAUGAAACAUGGAUUUCCAGGCUUUGAUACUAUAAGAUCAUUCGAUGAUUAUGUUUUGUCAUACGACAGAAGAAAUAAAAUAGCUAAUUGGGUCUUUGAACAUCUGACUCGUGACAAUUUGUACUCUGAGAAGAAGGUUGACAGGUCAAAAUGUGAAUUUAAACUUGAUGAAAGUAUUCAUCCAUACUUCAGGUCGUUGAAUAGUGAUUACAAAGGUAGUGGUUUCGAUCGUGGACACCUGGCAGCCGCUGGGAAUCAUAAACUCUGCCAGAGCCAUAUGGAGCAGACUUUCUUUUUAUCCAAUAUGGCACCACAAGUGGGUGUUGGAUUUAACAGGGAUUCGUGGAAUAGAUUAGAAAAGCACGUGAGAAAAUUGACGAAAGUGUACACUGAUGUGUACGUUUGCACAGGUCCCCUCUAUCUGCCAAGAAAAGAAGUGGAUGGUAAAAAGUAUGUAAAGUACCAGGUUAUUGGUGUUAAUCACGUAGCAGUACCCACUCACUUCUACAAAGUCAUAGUUGGACAAACGAGUGAUUCAAAGUUUGAAAUGGAAGCUUAUGUUAUGCCGAAUGCAGUAAUUGAUGAUAGUACACCCUUAACGAGCUUCCAAGUUCCCCCAGAAAGCGUUGAACGAGCAGCAGGACUACUAUUCUUCGACAAGUUAUCACGCGAUAAAUUAAUUAAAAUUAAUGGCAAGAAAGUGUGAUAUGUAGUAUAACACUUUGAUCAUUAGAAUAUUGUACAUUAUUCUGCUGGACGCUGUGAAGGCGUCUCCAUCGGGUGAAAAAUAGAAAUAGAAGUAUCAUGAUUUGAAUUAUAGUUCGUAUUGAUAUUAUUAUUUAUUGAUAUUGUUAUUAUUAUUCGAAUGGUAAGAAAAUAAUAAAAUAAAGUGAUUUUAAAAAUGUU
Molecule: messenger RNA, 1314 nt
Organism: Diachasmimorpha longicaudata
Lineage: Eukaryota; Metazoa; Arthropoda; Insecta; Hymenoptera; Braconidae
Gene: EndoG
Product: endonuclease G, mitochondrial
Exons: 5
Coding region: 146-1114 (322 amino acids)
Biological process (GO): apoptotic DNA fragmentation
Cellular component (GO): nucleus; mitochondrial inner membrane
Molecular function (GO): nucleic acid binding; RNA endonuclease activity; single-stranded DNA endonuclease activity
Source: RefSeq, a predicted model, not a curated record